UUCUCAUACAAUAAAACUCCAAUUUUCUUCUCCCUUUAGGAUUCUCUCUAUAUAUUAAGUAUAUUUUAAUAUAUAGAUAGAUAUAAAUAUAGAUAUAAUCUCUUCAAAUAAUAUCCCAUUAUAAAUUACUUGCCAAAUAUUCUAUUUAUAAAUAAGAAUAAAUUUAUUGUAGUUCUUCCUUUGCUGAAUUAGUUCAUCAUGGCUAAUGAAUAUGGAACUGUUAGAUAUGAAGAGGAAUUUAUACUGAAUUCAAGAGGAAUGAAAUUGUUCACAUGUAAAUGGGUCCCAAAAGAUUGUGAACCAAAAGCUUUGAUUUUCCUUUGUCAUGGAUAUGCCAUGGAGUGCAGUAUAUCAAUGAAAGAUGCUGGAAUUCGAUUGGCGAAAGCAGGAUUUGGAGUUUAUGGAAUUGAUUAUGAAGGACAUGGAAAAUCAGAAGGACUUCAAGGAUAUGUCCAUAGCUUUGAUGCUGUUGUUGAUGAUUGUUUUGAUCAUUAUUCCAAAAUCUCUGAAAGGAAGGAAAAUAAGAAAAAGAUGAGAAUAUUGAUGGGAGAAUCCAUGGGAGGAGCUGUGGUUCUACUUUUACACAGAAAAAAACCUGAAUUUUGGGAUGGUGCUGUUUUAAUUGCUCCAAUGUGUAAGAUUGCAGAUGAUAUGAGGCCACAUCCAAUGGUAAUAAGUGUUUUGACCAAACUUUGCAACUUUAUCCCAACUUGGAAAAUUGUUCCUACUCAAGAUGUUGUUGAUUCAGCAUUUAGAGACCCUGAAGUUAGAAAAGAGAUUAGAAACAACCCUUAUUGCUACAAGGGAAAGCCCAGGCUACAAACAGGUUACCAACUAAUGACAGUCAGCAUGGAUUUAGAACAAAGACUUGAAGAAGUCACAUUGCCAUUUUUCAUUGUUCAUGGUGAAAAUGACACUGUUACUGAUCCAUCUGUAAGCAAACUUCUCUACGAAAAGGCAUCGAGCAUCGAUAAGAGUUUCAAGUUGUACCCCGGGAUGUGGCAUUCCCUCUCCUACGGUGAAUUCCCUGAGAACAGAGAUAUUGUGUUCUCGGAUAUAGUCGUGUGGCUCAAGGAGAGACUAAGCAUGGGUAACUCAAGGCUAGAGAGGCAACAAAAGCAAGCAAAUGAUCAAAUUUUACCAAAGAUGAGCAGUUUUAGUUAAAUGGACCUUCCUAUAAGGUUUGUGGUAGUAGUAUUUGAUGUCUUGUAAAACAAAGAAAAGAGAACAAGAGUGUUUUAGUUACAAACUUCACAAGAUGUGUUGAUUCGUUAAGUGGUUAAUGUGUGUAUAAAAUGAAUUUUCUAACUUUACAAGCAUGAAAAUAUUUUAUUGGA
Messenger RNA from Solanum dulcamara, 1337 nucleotides. Its product is annotated as caffeoylshikimate esterase-like. Gene Ontology annotation, cellular component: membrane. The transcript is spliced from 7 exons. Bases 199 to 1164 code for a protein of 321 amino acids. Lineage: Eukaryota; Viridiplantae; Streptophyta; Magnoliopsida; Solanales; Solanaceae. The record is from RefSeq and is a predicted model, not a curated record. Gene Ontology annotation, molecular function: lipase activity.